This is a messenger RNA of Puccinia triticina, 2313 nucleotides long. RefSeq lists its product as uncharacterized. Lineage: Eukaryota; Fungi; Basidiomycota; Pucciniomycetes; Pucciniales; Pucciniaceae. The coding region runs from base 1 to 2313 and encodes 770 amino acids. The record is from RefSeq and is a predicted model, not a curated record. The transcript is spliced from 8 exons. Gene Ontology annotation, molecular function: 5-methyltetrahydropteroyltriglutamate-homocysteine S-methyltransferase activity; zinc ion binding.
AUGGUUCACUCCGCCGUGCUCGGUUUCCCCCGAAUUGGUGACAAGAGAGAGGUCAAAAAGGCCGUCGAAGCCUACUGGGGCGACAAGAUCUCCGAAGCCGACCUUCUGGCUGCUGCCAAGGAGGUCAGACUCUCGAACUGGCAAAGAAUCAAGGCCGCCGGUGUGGAUUUCGUUCCCAGCAACGACUUCACCCUCUACGACCAUGUCCUCGACCACUGCACCAUGUUUAACGCCGUGCCUUCGAAAUACUACGACGCCAAACUCAGCCCCUUGGACCUCAGCUUUGCCAUGGGACGAGGUCGUCAAAGGGAUGGAGUCGAUCUCCCAGCUUGCGAGAUGAACAAGUACCUCGGUACAAACUACCAUUACAUCGUCCCUGAGGUUUCCAAAGCCACCCAAUUCAAGUUGUGCCACCAAAAGCCAGUCGAUGAAUACUUGGAGGCCAAGGCUGCCGGGAUCGAAACCAGGCCAGCGAUCUUUGGCCCGCUCUCCUUCCUCCUGAUGGGCAAAACCCCUCGAUCGGGCAGCGAAGACUACGAGCCCAUCACCCUCUUGGAUCAGCUCGUGCCUGUGUACGUCGAAUUGAUCAAGAAAUUGGUCGCUGCCGGCGUCAAAUCCCUCCAGCUCGAUGAACCUGGACUUGUCUUGGACUCGGCCGACGGCCUCGGCAAAGAACUCAUUGCCACCUACACCAAGUUGGCUGAGGCCGCCCAAUCGGUCCCCAUCACCAUCACCACCUUCUUUGGAAGCGCCGAAGCCAUCCUUCCUUCGCUCGUCCAAUGCCCCGUUCAUGCCGUCCACCUCGAUCUCACCGAACGAGGCAAGCCCGAGCAGAUCAAGUUGGCCCUUGAACUACUCAAGCCCACCAAGGUCGCCCUCUCUCUCGGCUUGGUUUCCGGACGCAACGUCUGGAAAAAUGACAUGGGCAAAUCACUCAGCAUCAUCAAGGAAGCCAUCUCAGCCCUCGGUGAGGACCGGGUCAUCGUUGCCACAUCCUCCUCCUUGCUCCACACCCCGAUCUCUCUGGCCGGUGAGAUCAAGAUGCCCGCAGACCAGAAGGAUUGGUUCUCAUUUGCCCUCGAGAAGUGCGAGGAAGUGAGCACUUUGGCCAAGGCUGUCUCAUCCAACGUCGACGAGGCCGUCAAGCAAAAGCUCGAAGCCAACGCAGUCUCCAUCAAAAAGAGACGUGACUUUGAGGCUCAAAGUGAUGCCUCCGUUCGUGAACGACUCGCCAAGGUUACCCCGGAGAUGUACAACCGAAAGAGCCCAUUCGCCCAGCGUCGUGCCGCUCAAAGCGCAGUCGUCAAGCUCCCCAAGUUCCCCACUACCACCAUCGGCUCCUUCCCCCAAACCAAAGAGAUCCGAGUCGCUCGUUCCAAAUUCACCAAGGGCGAGAUCACCGCCAAGGAGUAUGACGACUUCAUCGCCAAGGAAAUCGAACACGUCGUCCGAUUCCAGGAAUCUUGCGGCCUCGACUUGUUGGUCCACGGUGAAGCCGAAAGAAACGACAUGGUCAUGUACUUUGGUGAACAAUUGAAAGGAUUCGUCUUCACUGAGAACGCAUGGGUCCAAUCCUAUGGCUCCCGUUACGUCCGACCUCCAAUCAUCGUUGCGGAUGUUGCUCGACCCUCAGCAAUGACCACCAGAUGGUCCUCAUACGCUCAGUCCCUGUCCAAGCUCCCUGUCAAGGGAAUGCUCACUGGUCCUGUGACUAUUUUGGCCUGGUCUUUCCCGCGUGUGGAUGUGUCCCGAGAAGUCCAAUCCCGACAAUUGGCCCUUGCGCUCCGUGAUGAAGUGUGUGACCUCGAGAAGGCCGGCAUCUUUGCCAUCCAAGUCGACGAGCCCGCGAUCCGAGAGGGCAUGCCCCUCCGAAAGUCUGACUGGGACGAAUACCUCCACUGGGCUGUCGACAGCUUCAAGUUGGCCACUGCUGGUGUCGAGGACCGUACCCAAACCCACUCUCACUUCUGUUACUCGGACUUCAACGAGAUCAUGGCCCACAUCGCUCGAUUGGAUGCCGAUGUCAUCUCGAUCGAGGCCAGCAAAUCGGACCACAAACUUUUGAAGGUUUUCGCCUCGGUUGAUUACUCCAACCAAAUUGGCCCUGGUGUCUACGAUAUCCACUCUCCUCGAGUUCCCUCCCAACAAGAGAUCCAACAGAAGAUCGCGGAUACCUUGAAGGCCGUUAACCCGAGCUUGCUCUUCAUCAACCCUGACUGUGGUUUGAAAACCCGUGCUUGGCCCGAGACCGAGGCUGCUUUGAAGAACAUGGUUGCUGCCGCUAAAUGGGCCCGUGAAACUUACAAGGAUUAG